AUGGACGACGACGACCGCCGAGUAAAGCGCUCGCGCUUCGAUCAAACCGAACCCGAGCCUCGUCGCUCCCGAUUCGACCGUCGUUCGCGAUCCCCGUCCGCCAAACAGUCGGAGUCGGCUCGCACCCGCAGUCCGCUGAGUCGCGAACCUCGCAGUCCUGCCGGAGAUGCUCAGGCAAAGGCUUCGGUUGAUCCAGCCGCUGCAGCCGCUGCGGCCGCGGCCAAGAUCAAUGCUCAGCUGCAAGCAAAGAAGGGCAUCCAGCAUGUCGAUGUUCCCCCAAUUCGCUCGACCGAAAGCCCUGGAAUGCAGUCAGAUUCCCCGUCAAACGCAGACGGCAAGCCCAACCCCGAAAUCUAUGUCGCCGACGGAGACUACAUCAAAGACAUCGAGAUCAAUGAUUUGCGCAACCGCUACACUCUGACUAAGGGCUCCACACAAAAGAUGAUCAAAGAUGAAACUGGCGCCGAUGUCACCACCCGAGGAAACUAUUAUCCGGACAAAAACAUGGCGACCGCGACUAACCCCCCUCUCUACCUCCAUGUGACCAGCACUAGCAAAGAAGGUCUUGAGAAAGCCGUGCAGAUCAUUGACGAUCUCAUGAAGAAAGAACUUCCGAACUUGGUCGACGAGCGACGCUUCCGCCGGAGGGAACCAGAGCAGCAAGUGGAGCGGGAUGAGUUUGGUCGUCGCAAAUGGCCCGAUGAGCGGAUUCCCAUUGACCUCGAGCCCAUUCCUGGUUUCAAUCUGCGUGCCCAGGUUGUCGGCCAGGGUGGCGCGUACGUGAAGCACAUUCAGCAGAAAACACGCUGUCGCGUUCAGAUUAAAGGCCGGGGGUCUGGAUUCAUUGAAUCCAGCACAGGCCGAGAGAGUGAUGAGCCAAUGUUCUUGCAUGUCGCCGGUCCUGACCCCAAUGACGUCCAGGCUGCUAAAGAGCUCUGCGAAGACCUUCUGGCAAACGUUCGGGAACAGUACCAGAACUUCAAGGACAACCCACCCCAGCAUAACUACGGCGGCUACGGCCGUGGUGGUGGGGAUCGGUAUCACGGCGGCGGCGGCGGCGGUGGUGGUGGCGGCGGCGGUUAUAAUCGAUACAACGACCGCCACCAGCAACAGCAAUCCCCUGGUCCUUCUGCUGCGAGCCCAACCGGCCAGGCCGCCUCUGGCGCCGCCAGCGCCGCCAAUGUGGCUGACUAUAGCGCGCAAUACGCUCAGUACUAUGGAUCUGAUCCCUACGCCGCCUACGGUGGAUACCAGAACUACGUUGCCUACUACCAGUACUACCAGCAAGCUGCUGCUGCCCAACAGCAGCAACAGGCGUCGGAGAGCCCUGCUCCGCCGCCCCCUCCCCCAGCUAGCGAAGCUCCUCCUCCGCCUCCUCCAGGCUCUGGAUCUCCUCCCCCGCCCCCUGGAGGAGGUAGCUAUGGCGCGGUCCCUCCCCCACCCGGCUUGUAA
This is a messenger RNA of Penicillium canariense, 1452 nucleotides long. RefSeq names its product KH domain-containing protein. Gene Ontology annotation, cellular component: nucleus. The record is from RefSeq and is a predicted model, not a curated record. Lineage: Eukaryota; Fungi; Ascomycota; Eurotiomycetes; Eurotiales; Aspergillaceae. The coding region runs from base 1 to 1452 and encodes 483 amino acids. The transcript has 9 exons. Gene Ontology annotation, molecular function: RNA binding.